CCUCAUUCCCCUAAAUGAGGGGUAAAGCUGUCUGCUAUCGGCAAUUCACAAACCUUCCAGCUUUGAGAGUUUUCCCCACUACACAGACCCCACGAUGACAAGUAGGAGCUGUGGAACAUGUCGCGACCGUCGAAUCCUCUGUGAUCGGGCCCUCCCCACCUGCAAGAAAUGUUCUCAGUCCAAUCGAAUCUGUCAAGGCUACGGUCUUCGCCUCUCCUGGCCAAAAGUGAGCAAUACAAAGCGCGCCGCGGUGGGGCGGCCUGUGCAUGAUAAGAUCCCUCCCCGUCGAUGGUCGAGAGUUCAGCUAGUGAAUACGUCAACCUGGGAUCUCGAGUUGCAUAAUCAUCUACAAAAUGCAGAAUCAUCGAUAGAAUCAACCCAACUCAUCCUCCGUACGCCCAAGUUUUUUCGCUCGGCCCAGCUGGACGUUGCGGAUGAUUGCCUGUUACAGUACUUUCAAUGCACUGCCUCCCGUUGUCUGACAACAUUCGGUUACGAUCCGACGGAUCUGGGCCGCCUCCUCAUGCGUAUGGCUCUCUCAGAUGAUUCUCCAACAGCAGUUGCGAUACUACGAGCCAUACUAGCACUGUCGUCACUGCAUCGCGAUGGACUGCAGGCACAGGCAGGCCGUCUCAAGAUCUCCGCCCUUAGAGCCCUGGUAGCCGCCCCAAAGACCGACAUUACUCCGGCGGAAGCAGCUCAGCAUGUGGCUGCGGGAAUGCUCUUAUGUUCAUUUGAUAUUCACCAACUGGCAUGUACCUCAGGUCAAUGGACAAGGUAUCUGAUAGGUGCAAAAAGCAUCAUCAAGGCUUCCUCCUUGAGCAAAAGUCAAGGUGGCGAGUUUAGUCUGCUGAUGGACUGGGUAUACUAUCACGAUGUGUUGUCACGUUUCAGUAUGUUACACUGGCAUCGCCGAACUUCAGAUAUGGAGUCUUUGUCAGAUGAUGCUUGGGCAGAGUUCUCUCCAACGCCUUCUUCUUAUAGGACCACCCUAACCCUCCUAUCUGAUGUGUGUAAUGCGAUAUCGACAAAUAAAUUCACCAAAGGUUUCGAGCAUUGCGCAACGACCAUGAACAUGCUUGCAUUUCGAAUACGAAAUAUCGUCCCUGACACUCCGCCCAACGCAAGCUCCGACACAAUGACUGGUGUGAAACUAUUCCAGUCAGCAAUGCUAAUAUACCUGAAUCGGACAUCUGGAGCAUUACUGGAUCCAGCGGACACUGACGAACAAAUCACGAAAGCAUUUGCCACACUUUCCCGGCUCCCGUCAUGUGAAAGGCAAUUCCCAUUAUUUAUCCUCGGCUGCGAAGCACGAACAGAUGAUGAGCGGUGUACAAUCCUGGAUUUGAUCAGUAGGACCGAAAAGAUGGCCUCGUCUCGAUCCUUUUUCCUAGUGCGGAAGAUGAUCGAGGCUAUCUGGGUGCAGGAUGACCUUUCUAACAAGGGGAUUGAUUAUGCGGCAAAGUUGAGUGCAGUCAUCAGCUGCUGCGCCAUUUUGCCGAGUUUUGUUUAGGAUGAUUCUUAUCUCUUUGAACUGUUGCAAGUAUGGCAACCCCGAAACGCCUUGGUUGUCUCAAAAUCUCGCAACGCGAUCUGUGAGGUCAAGUGUUCCGAAGUCGAUACCCAAAUUAAACGGGCCUAUGACAGGGAACUGUUUGGUGAAUUCAGGGUUAUUUUGUUUCAUUUUUUUCUUUUUCUGAUGGAAGGAUAUACGACCUUGCUUGUGACAAUAACAGAGUCACAUUAUCCAAGCCUAAGCUAUAGAGCUGGCAGCGCAAAGUAAU
Aspergillus ibericus CBS 121593 is the source of this 1784-nucleotide messenger RNA. Its product is annotated as Zn(II)2Cys6 transcription factor. NCBI's taxonomy places the organism in Eukaryota, Fungi, Ascomycota, Eurotiomycetes, Eurotiales, Aspergillaceae. Gene Ontology annotation, cellular component: nucleus. Gene Ontology annotation, biological process: positive regulation of transcription by RNA polymerase II. The transcript has 6 exons. Gene Ontology annotation, molecular function: zinc ion binding; transcription cis-regulatory region binding; DNA-binding transcription factor activity, RNA polymerase II-specific. Bases 95 to 1513 code for a protein of 472 amino acids. The record is from RefSeq and is a predicted model, not a curated record.